Ostreococcus lucimarinus CCE9901 is the source of this 1956-nucleotide messenger RNA. RefSeq lists its product with no specific name. NCBI's taxonomy places the organism in Eukaryota, Viridiplantae, Chlorophyta, Mamiellophyceae, Mamiellales, Bathycoccaceae. The transcript has a single exon. The coding region runs from base 85 to 1929 and encodes 614 amino acids. Gene Ontology annotation, molecular function: 3'-5' exonuclease activity; nucleic acid binding. Gene Ontology annotation, biological process: nucleobase-containing compound metabolic process. The record is from RefSeq and is a predicted model, not a curated record.
CGCUUUGGCUCUGAAGCACCGCGCGAACCGACCCGGUCGUCGUGCGCGAACGAUGACUUACUCACACAUACCUUUCGCGCACUGAUGCAAGCGCACUUUCCCUCAAUCACGAGCGAGCACCGGCCAACUGCUGUUCGGAUUGGGCGCACAAAACACAAGGCGGCACGAAGGCAAUCGUCGAGGUUCGUACCGACAAUGGCACUCGACUCGACGAUAGAUCCUAUCUCGUUCGCCCCCGAUGAAGCUUUGACGAAACUGUCCAACUUAAUGACCCAAGGAGUGAAAUACCCGCAACUGAGAGCGGUGGUCGUGAGCUGGCUCGCCGAGGUGCGCGAACCAUCGACUCUCGUUGCGGCGUGCAUCGACGUCAUCUUCACCACCCUGCGCGAUCAGUACGAGAUCGGACGCGAAGAAGACGAUGAUGGCGAGUUACUGAUUUGCAUGUACUUGUUGUUGGAGUGCCUCGGUAGAACUCCCGGAACGCGGGAAGGGCGAGAACGGAGACGCUUUACCAGCACCGUCACGAGAGGCGUAGUUUUGUGUGAUCGAAGUCGCGCACACGUAGGUAAAUUGGUACAUUCAGCGAUGACCACGACAAAUGAUGUCAUACCAAGCCGUGCGAUCGUUCGCUUGAUCGAAACAUUUGGGCUUGAGUUUGAGGAUUUGAACUUUACGAGCUGCGCAGCUGCUGCCGAAGGCGUCUCAGGCUUCGUUCGACAGCUUUUAGAAGACGGCAAACAGAGCUCGGCCAUGGCGCUCAUUUUUCACUUCAACCUGGAAGAGUUCGCAACAAAUGAAACACUGCAAGGUUUGGCGCAGUGUAAUGAAUUUUCACUCGCUCUUGAGUUUGUUCAACUCGAACCAACUCUGGCCAAAAAUUGGAUUGAGUUUUGCGUGCACCAGGGCGUCCACGAGCACCAUCACGCUGCUUUGCGACAAGCACACAAAGUUGUCACGAUAUUUGAGAUGGAAGCCGAGUUUCCGGACGUGCGCACGCAGUAUUACAAGUCGACUAUUGCGAGAAUGAUUGCGAAAGGACAAUUUGAAGUCGCGCUCAAGCGCGCAGGCGCCGAAAUCAAUCUUCAAGAGUUUGUUGUCGAAUCUCUUGCAGCGAUCGAACAAUUCGAAUACGCUUUGGAGUUCGCAAAUAGGUGUGGACUAGAGUUUGACUGUGAUCCAGUGGAGCUGGAGAAGUUAGUCGCACGCAGGAGAGCAACGUUUUUCCAGCUUCCAGAGCAUCUCUCUCUCGACGCGAACGUCGUCUUUGUUGACGAUGCAAAGAGCUUGCAUUACAUCUCAGAACGGUACCUCGCAAAUAAAAAAGACAUUGGAAUAGAUACUGAAUGGGGUGCUGCGGUGGGUGAAGACGCGGACAAGGAAGACACGAGUCAGGUAGCUACUCUACAACUUGCGUCAGAAGACGGCGUAGCAAUUUUAGACUUGCCAGUUCUAGUUCAGAGCUGUCCCGAGGCGUUAGAGGCAACGAUCGGGCGAAUGUUUCAGGACGAUAAGGUGUUAAAAUUAGGGUUCGCAGUUCAAGAAGACUUGCGACGCUUGGCAAAAUGUCACCCUGCGUCUUUCGGCAACGUACGCAAUGUGGCCGACUUGCAAUCGUUGUGGAAAUUAGCUGUGUCAAAGGCGCGAAUGACGAAAGAGACUCGUGAUUUUCCAUGGGCAACCGACGAAGAACUGUCACGAUAUCAACCCGUUGGCUUAUCGACUAUGGUCGCUGCCGUACUCGGGAAACCGUUGGACAAGACGAUGCGGAUGUCUGAUUGGUCGAAACGUCCGCUGACCGCACAACAGCGAGUGUAUGCGGCACUCGACGCGUGGACUCUGGUCGAAUCGCAUCGUUCGCUCCUCGCAUCUCACGCCGAUCGAUACAUCGCACUAGUCGAUCAAGUGAACAAAUCAUAUGAGUUCAAAUAGCGCAUAAUCCCAUGGUUGUUGUAUCAA